AUGUCUACAACGAAAAGAAUAUUUGAUCAAAGAACAGAAAUAAAUGAACAACAUGUUCCCAACCUAACAACAGGACAAAGACAUCUGAAAUUUGGUCCACCAGGAGUUGGUGCCAAUGUUGAAGAGCCAAUCAGCGACUAUCAUCAGGUGCCUGAUAAAGAUGAAGUGAAUAUACAUGGAGAAGGUAUAAGUGUAGAAGCAGAAAAUCGUAAUCUUGCGGAAUUAAAAUCCUUAUCUACGGAUUAUGCUCGUAAAGAAAGUAAAGAGGGUACUGGCCCUCACUUUAAAACUCAGGCUGCAAUCGCAGCUUCGACGCUUGGAAAAUAUGCUGCGGCUAUCGGACAAGAACGUUUAAAGAAUCCUACAGAAUUGAUCAGAGACCUUCCUCAUAUUGAUGAUGUUGAUAAAAAAACUUUACUUGACAGAUUGAAAGAAGAAGUUAAAACUAGACAAGCUGUUGAAAUGAAGGAAAUGCAUAAAGAAGUUCGUGGAGGUGUUGCUGCUCAUGUUCAGUCUACUGUUGAUAAAUUGGAACAAUUGAUUUGA
Messenger RNA from Funneliformis geosporum, 546 nucleotides. NCBI's taxonomy places the organism in Eukaryota, Fungi, Glomeromycota, Glomeromycetes, Glomerales, Glomeraceae. The record is from the annotation of a GenBank genome assembly.